AUGAAUUUUCCCUCGGUGACUUCUACGAAUAAUGUUGGCCCGUACCACUAUGUCCCUACAGAGUGGAUAUGUAUCCUUUUCCUGGUGUUGUAUAGUAUCUCAACUGUCCUCCACUUGGGCCAGGCGGUCAAGUAUAGACUGUGGUGGAUGAUCCCCACCGCGACCUUCGCGGGUAUCCUGGAAAUUCUAGGAUGGAGUGCCAGGUUAUGGUCGAGUCGGAACCCCAAGCUUUUGACGCCUUAUGAGAUGCAAAUCGUCGGCACUAUAAUAGCACCUACUCCGCUUGUCGCAGCCAACUUUAUCAUCCUUGGCAGGGUAAUUACACAAAUCGGACCCCAGUACAGCCGUCUAACCCCAAGGUUAUAUACCAUCGUUUUUUGUUGCUUUGACAUUGUUUGCUUGAUUGUACAAGCUGUGGGAGGCGCAUCCGCUGCGCACGCCGCCAGCACGAAGACAAGCGCUUCGAUGGGCGCGAACAUUAUGCUAGGAGGAAUUGCUGCUCAGCUUUUUGCAAUAGUGGUCUAUGUCGCUUUAGCGGUUGAGACUCUCUUGCGUUUGCAAUAUAAUCGACCCUUCCGCUACGUCGAACAGCGUCGCAUAUCGGAGAAAGGCCCACGUGCUGUAAGUAGGAACUUGCGACUUAUGCUUUGUGGCAUGGCGUUCUGUACCCUUUGCAUAUUUAUUCGAUCGGUGUACCGUACUGUGGAGCUCGCCGAUGGAUGGAAUGGGCCAGUGAUUACGACGGAGCGCUACUUUGACUGGCUCGAUGGUGGCAUGGUGACUCUCGCCAUCUACACUCUCAAUUUCUUUUACCCGGGUAUUUUGGUGAAGAAAGACAAUCCUCUGACUCACGCUUCACAGCAAUCCAUCGACGAGGAAUCUAGUUCGACCAAGACCUAA
Messenger RNA from Suillus fuscotomentosus, 900 nucleotides. RefSeq names its product RTA1-domain-containing protein. NCBI's taxonomy places the organism in Eukaryota, Fungi, Basidiomycota, Agaricomycetes, Boletales, Suillaceae. Gene Ontology annotation, cellular component: fungal-type vacuole; plasma membrane. The coding region runs from base 1 to 900 and encodes 299 amino acids. The record is from RefSeq and is a predicted model, not a curated record. The transcript is spliced from 11 exons.